Aaosphaeria arxii CBS 175.79 is the source of this 2189-nucleotide messenger RNA. RefSeq lists its product as uncharacterized. Gene Ontology annotation, cellular component: exocyst. Gene Ontology annotation, biological process: intracellular protein localization; exocytosis; Golgi to plasma membrane transport. The record is from RefSeq and is a predicted model, not a curated record. NCBI's taxonomy places the organism in Eukaryota, Fungi, Ascomycota, Dothideomycetes, Pleosporales. The coding region runs from base 92 to 2140 and encodes 682 amino acids. The transcript is spliced from 3 exons.
GCUGCGACUCGAGUAACAUACACAUACCCCUCGCUUUCUACUGCCUUGCCUUUACGCCGACCUCUAUCGACAUCCUGUCGUAUCCGUCAAGAUGUCUGAGGAGAAAAGUAAAGGCAUUUCGCUCCGCAAGAAGCGGACGCCGCGGCCCAAGGGCCCGAUGCCUACAAUCAGUGCUCCGCGGCAGAUCAGUGCUCCUAUGCCUGCUGGGCUCGCGGCUACGCAAUCAAGUUCACGGCGACCUUCACAAGAAUCAUCGAGAUCCACAGCUUCAAAAAAGCUAGAUGCUCCAAGGGAAAGGCCGCAGCGAGCGGACAGGACGGCGGAUUUGGUCAAGAGGAGAUACUCGCAGAAGAUCACGCAGGUGCCCGCCGAUUUUGGAAAUGGAGCCCCUAUGCCAGCAAUGCCGCAGAUGCCGGCUCAGUAUAAGAAUGGACCGCCGCCUAGGGACGGGAGACCAGCUGGAAGCUCGGAGAGCCGUGUGCGCGUUGAUCCGAAAGUACUCCAGGAUCCCAACUUGAGACCUGAGCAAUAUGUGGCAACGAUAUUAGCUGAUGCCUCUGAGGAGGACAUUCGCCGCUUCCAGGAUGACCUCCGGAAAGUCAAGCAUCGGACCUCUGCCGACCUUCAAAACAAUGUAUAUCAGAAUCGUACGCAGUUUAUCAAGAUCAGUAAAGAGGCAGAGAAACUCAAGACGGAGAUGCGUACGCUCCGUCAGCUAAUGUCUGAGCUUACAAGUACACUGGGACAAACAACGUCUGCUGCAGGCGCCAGCGGCGACAAUCUUACCGCGAGGAAAGCAUCAAACCGGAGUUCGGUUGCCAAUCUGGAGGCGCUCUGGAGCUCUCAUCUCCAGGAGUUGUGGAAGCGAGUGGAGGGAUCGCAGAAGUACCUUCCAGCCAUUCCAGGUCGACAUAUUGUUUGGGAAUCCGGGAGGUGGGUCGAGUUGAAUGCCGCCACCUGGAAAGCGAGAAGACGAGUGCAUCUGAUAUUGCUGAACGAUCAUUUGCUAGUCGCUGCCGAAAAGAAACAGCGUGCUGAUGUUCCCGGACAAGGUCCUCGAGACAAGAAGAGCGCGGGCAAGGAGUGGGUAGCGCAGCGAUGCUGGCCACUGCAAGACGUUCAAAUUGCGGACCUUUCCUCUCGGUCCAAAUCAGGAAACCAAGGAGCCUCGAAUGCGAUUAACAUCCGUGUUGGGGCAGAGUCAUUCACAUUUGCAGUCUACCAAGGAGAUGCGAGUGAGAAAUCAACCUUCCUGUCUACGUACCGAAAGUCUCUCGAAGAUCUGCGAAAGAGCACGGAAGCUGAAAUUGAGGAACGCGGGCGUGCCCAGGAUUCCGUCAACUAUUUCGCCACUCGCGAUGUGAACAUCUUGAAGAAUCAAGAUUUGAUGGACAGCAUUUCAGAAACGGUCAACAGCAACCGUGCAAGCAUCUUCGUCAAUGUUGACGGAAAGCAGCAACCCAUCCGUUGGGUAGAGAGCCAAUUGGACGAUCUCGACAUCGACAUUGCACUUCAGAAUUUCGAGGAAGCUGUGAAAAAGGUCGAAAAGCUAAAGUCCGUGGCUAGAGGCAUUAGAAACGACCCUAUGUCCCAAGGAAUUGUGACAUUCAAACUGAAUGAUCGAGCCGGAAAAUUGGCAACAGUGUUGAUGAAGCAGAUGGUGGAGAACAACAACUGGAUAUCCUCUGUGAAAAAACACGUUACAUGGAUAGUCCGCCUCGGCUUCGAGGACCGGGCCAGAGAAGCGUACCUCCAGGCAAGAGGUGAGGUCAUUAAACUGCGGACUCGGCAAUGCGUUUUCGAGGGUAAUCUCCCCGAAUACAUAUUCCAAAUCGCGUUCAUCUAUUUUACCAUUAUCAAGAAUACGGUCGAUAUAUAUCAGAAAUGCUUCCCACAGCACCUCAUGUCAGCGUGCGUCAAAUGGGCAAAGGAGAACGUAGAUGCCUUUAACGUCAUCUUGGGACGUCAAUUGAGCAGCGUAGAGCAGGGUGGCAAGGUUUGGACAGAGUGCAUGGAGUUGGCACACGAACACGCUGGCAUGCUGACAGAGGUUGGCUUGGAUUUCAAGGAUAUGGUCGGGAACUUCGAGCAUGAGGAAGCUAAAGAGUCAAAGCCGGUAGGACUAGGUGUGAGCACUUAAAGAGAGAGAUUAGUGUAGUAAACAAUUCUAUGAAUACGUCGAUCAUUUC